AUGAUACCCGCACCUAGUCCAAGCAAAGAAAGGAAACUGUUGAAACCGCAUAAUCCUGGAACUUCCCCUGUGAAAAUAUGUGCGGCCCCGGUGCGAUCACCCUUGGUGACACCAACGAAAAGCCACGGUGAUAGAUUUAUACCCAUACGCAAACCGAAUCAUGAAUGGACCACUCGUUAUAAUGCAAUAGUUUGUCCAGAACAAGAGACGCCUAAUCAAUUCAAGCGUCCGAAUACGAAUCGCGCUCCUGCGACUUCCACGAAUACAGCGAACAACAAUGGAAGUCCGAGCUCUCAGUACAACCCCGCUCAGAACCCAACUAGCGACGAAUCACGACAGGAUCAAAUGGUGGUCCGUGCUUUGCUUAGGAAUGAGUUGCUACAGGACAGAAUAGACGACAUACGCUCAUGCUAUAAAGAUGUGGAAACAGAAAAGCCUCCAAGUAGCCCGGCUGGUGGGCUUUUUAGUUAUAUCAAGAGAACUCCGACGAAGUUGGGUGAUCCAAGCACAUCUCACAGCUUUGCAUUGUCACCAUUCUCUGGUCCACUGAGUGAAGACAGUCAAAGACUCUUGAAAAGUCCUCGAAAACCGCAAAGGAAGGUUCCAAAAAAUCCGUACAAGGUUCUGGACGCCCCCGAGCUUCAGGAUGACUUCUACCUUAAUUUAGUAGAUUGGUCAUCACAGAAUAUGCUAUCAGUGGGGCUUAAUACGUGUGUAUAUCUUUGGAGUGCAUGUAAUAGUCAAGUUAUCAAACUGUGCGAUUUGGUUAAUGAUCAAGACACUGUAACCUCUGUACAAUGGGCAGAUAAAGGCGAACUUCUUGCUGUCGGAACGAAUCGAGGAAUCACUCAAAUUUGGGAUGUGCACACACAAAAAAUGACAAUGGAGUUGUCUGGCCACACAUCGCGAGUAGGUUGUUUGGCGUGGAAUGGUGAUCUAGUUUGCUCGGGUAGUCGUGAUCGGCACAUUAUUCAACGAGACAUAAGACAACCUCACCUUACUGAGAAGAAGAUGAGUGCACAUCGUCAAGAGGUCUGCGGUUUAAAGUGGUCGCCUGACAAACAGUAUUUGGCGUCUGGUGGAAAUGACAACCAACUGUUGGUGUGGUCUAUGCGGCGUACUGACCCUAGCCAGACGUUCACCGAACAUAGUGCGGCGGUGAAAGCGCUCGCAUGGUCACCACAUCACCAUGGUUUGUUGGUGUCAGGUGGAGGUACCGCUGACCGUCAUCUUCGCUUCUGGAAUACACUGACUGGCCAACCAAUGCAGGCCAUUGAUACCGGAAGUCAGGUUUGCAAUGUUGCAUGGUCAAAACACAGCAGCGAAUUAGUAUCGACACACGGGUAUUCGUUAAAUCAAGUGAUAAUAUGGAAAUAUCCUAGUCUACAACCAGUAACGAAACUUUCUGGACACCAAUUCAGAGUUCUUUAUCUGGCUAUGUCUCCUGAUGGAGAAUCAAUUGUGACGGGAGCUGGUGAUGAAACGCUACGUUUCUGGCACGUAUUCAGCAAAUCUGGACAACAACGGGCCGCUAGGAGCAAGCUAAAUUUGUUUCACAGUUUGCGAUAA
This is a messenger RNA of Necator americanus (New World hookworm), 1569 nucleotides long. RefSeq lists its product as uncharacterized. The coding region runs from base 1 to 1569 and encodes 522 amino acids. Gene Ontology annotation, cellular component: anaphase-promoting complex. The transcript is spliced from 14 exons. The record is from RefSeq and is a predicted model, not a curated record. Gene Ontology annotation, biological process: positive regulation of ubiquitin protein ligase activity; positive regulation of anaphase-promoting complex-dependent catabolic process; anaphase-promoting complex-dependent catabolic process. Gene Ontology annotation, molecular function: protein binding; anaphase-promoting complex binding; ubiquitin ligase activator activity. Lineage: Eukaryota; Metazoa; Nematoda; Chromadorea; Rhabditida; Ancylostomatidae.